Molecule: messenger RNA, 3591 nt
Organism: Rhododendron vialii
Lineage: Eukaryota; Viridiplantae; Streptophyta; Magnoliopsida; Ericales; Ericaceae
Exons: 2
Coding region: 142-1350 (402 amino acids)
Source: RefSeq, a predicted model, not a curated record
CCUUCCCGCUUCACCACAUUCACAUUCCCUAACCCCUCCUCCUCCUCCUCCUCUCUCUGCCCCAACCCUCUCCACACCCCACUCCUUUGAGUCACCGUCCUCGACUCACCCACUCAACCCACCACCCCUCUCAUCGCCGCCAUGCUCGAACCCACCCACCGCGAGUCUGACUGGACCUUCUCCACCCACUCCGGCCACCUUCUCCUCCUCCUCACCUCUCACCACCACCACCACAUCUCCCACCUCAUUCUCAUCGGUAACCUCCCCUCCUCCCCUUACCCCACACCCUACACACGCCCUAUACAAUCUCUAUCCCACAUCCAAGACGCUUUAACCCCAUUACUCCUCGCCUUGUCUCCUAAAUCAUCUUUCCACCUCGGUCCUCCCGAAAUACCCUUCUUAGAUUACGAAGACGAUCUCAUUCGCAGUGCUGUGGUGGACACAUGUGUGGGGUCUUGUGUUGGUGAGAUGUUGGUCGAGGAUGUUGAGCUGGAGGGAAGAGGGUUUAGGAGGGGGUUAAGGUUCAAGCGAAUGCCCAAUUUGAUUCAGACCCAGGUUAGAAUUGUUCCCAUUGAUAGAAGUUCUGAUGUGGGUUUUGCUGGUUUGGGAGAUUUAGGGUUGUUUAGGCUGGACAUGGGUAGUUUGGUUCAGCCUUAUUUGGGUCCAAUGGUGGCUGGUCUGUCGGUGAUCGGUUCGUGUUUGAAACGGAGGGUUCGAGACGGGUUUAGGCUGAAAGCAUUGUGCUUGGGAGUAGGAGGUGGGGCUUUGGUUACGUUUUUGAAUGAUCAGUUGGGGUUUGAGGUGGUAGGGGUGGAGGCUGAUGAGGUUGUUUUAACCGUAGCAAGAAAGUAUUUCGCGUUACGAGAAUCUAAGUUUGUUAGAGUUUGUGUUGGGGAUGGAAUAAGAUUAGUGCAACAAAUUGCAGGCCGAGGCGAAAACGCAAGUUGUGAUUCUUUGAGAGAUUGCUUUGGUGUUAAAUUAGAUUCUAUAUUCGAUGUGAUUAUGGUUGAUUUGGAUUCAAGUGAUGCCAGGAUGGGUACAAUGGCCCCACCAUUGGAGUUUGUGGGGAAGUCUGUUCUUCGUGCUGCUAGAUUGGUUGUUUCAGACCAUGGAAUUCUUGUAAUUAAUGUGAUUCUGCCAAACAGGUCAUUCUAUGAGAAAUUGGUGCGUCAGUUGCAGGAGUUUUUUGUGGAGUUGUACGAGAUAGAUGUCGGAAAUGGAGAGAAUUUUGUUUUUAUUGCUACUGCAUCACCAGUUGGGACCGAUUCCAAUGACUCUGAGAAUUCUUUUCUCACAAAGUUGAAGCUGGUUAUCAACGGAGAGUACUUGGAUUCCAUAAGGAAAAUUUGAAGGUUAAAGAAUCCUCAGUUCAAGCGUAACAUUUGCCUCAUUGCUCAGAUACAACUGACCUAAUAUGUUAAGUGAGAUGGUUAUUAUAUGGUGAUUUUGAAGCAUAAAAGAAGACGACUUGACUACAGGUGGUGUAUGUAGGAGCUUUCCAUUCAACAUCAGGUCGAACUAUCAGGUAGUCAUGGCGUUAAACAAGAUUGCUAACAUCAAUUAUGCUCGUGAGUCGGAAAGCAUAUCAAUCUUCUACUACCUGUGUUUAAUGUAGGGUUUUCUAUUUUACUACAGCUUGAACUAUUUGGUAAUCAUGGCAUUUAAUGAGAUUGCUAACAUCAGUUGUGCUAAAGAGAUUGAAUGCAAUGGCCAUGUAUCUCCUGCUACUCUUCAAGGAGGGCAAUAGCCAAGCAAGCUUGGUUUGAUGUUCCUUUUUGGGCAAAUGUGAAGUGUUUCUGGAGGCUGGAGAAGGAAUGUAUGCAUUUUCUGGGAUAUUGAGAUGGCAAUUCGUCCAAGUUUAAAAUGUAUGCUUACCAGUUUUUGUCUUUUCGGUUUCUAUUCAGGAACUGCUUCUUUGUUGUUAUUUUCCUUGCAAGGAUACUUCUAUAUGGGAGACCAUAGUCAUGCAUAGGUAGCUUGUCUUUUGUUUGAACUUUCUAAUGCAUUUGAACCUUAAGGUAGGGUUAUUAAAAUAUCGGCUUUUUGUAAAAGAUCGUUUGAGAUCCAUUUAUAUAAUGAUAAUACCUAAGCACAUUAACAUUUUAUAUCAAGAUUGAAUGACUAACUAAUUGGUUCAUCUCAGCUCGUUUGCAAUCCUACCGUAUGGGGCCUUCAUUGAACAAGGAAUACCAUCACUUACACAUCUAUGCCUUGUGAUUUUAGUCUUUCUAUCUUGCAGGUGCACCCUAAGAGAUAUUGGGUAAGAAUGGUUGAUCGCCAUGUCAAAAUUCAAGCCACUGCAGUUCGGUUUGAGAAUCGGUUUGUGUCGACCAGUUAAGUAUGAGUUGUUAUUACCAGGACGAAAGAUGCUAGUGUUUCCGCAUGAAGCGUUGAUUAGAGAUGGGAUUUGCAAGUGCAAAUUUUAGGCCAAACGAUACGAUGUUUUUCUUUUGUUUGAGAGAUUCUACAUUGCUGGUGGCUGUCCUGUUUUUCAAGUAGAGGAAGUGAUGUUUUAUCCACAUUUUUAACCAAAAAAAGUAAAGACUAUUAUAUUUUGCUGUGCAGUUUUUUGAAUUGUUCGCACAGAGAAAACCUUAUGUUUUAUGUUUUUACUCUUGAGGACUAAUUGUAUGCAAUGUGCAUACAAUUGAAAGGAAUGCAAUGUGCAUUAGACUCUCUCUCUCUCUCUCUCUCUCUCUCUCUCUCUCUCUCUCAUGUGGGGGAUCUUUUUAUAUAGUAUCAUGUCUAUUGUUGUAUAGGGCUGUAAAUGAAUCGAGCCAUUCAUGAACUGCUUGAGUUAAAGCUCAAGUUCCCUAAAAACUUAACAAAUGAAUCUGAAUAUUCUAAAAUUUAGCUUGUUUGUGGUAUUUUCUUUAUUUGUUUUUUCUCUUAGCCUUCAAAAACAAUAUUGCUAGCUGAGAAUCUGCACACAUUGAGCCUGGAUUAAUCAUAGGUGGAAUGUCCUAACCUGAUAUAAAAAGAAGCGGUGGGUUGUCAAUUUUGGCUCGAUUUUUUAAUUUGUGCCCUCUGAUUGUACGAGGCUCAGUGGUCUGGUGUCUAAUAUGGUAAUUUUGCACGUUGCUAUGUUAGUGGCCCACGUGCUAUAAUCCUGCUGCGUCGAGUAGUACAUACAGUUUUUUGGGCGGUUGAUUUGGGUGGCGUCGUCUGCCUGUUUAUAGCGGUGUACAUGGACCGUUGUCCACUGUUGAUGAGUGUUAGGUGCUUGUGUCAGAGGAGAAGCUUGUGGGUAUCUUGGGCCGUGGAUUCGCUUACUUGAUAAUUGUGUUUUCUGGGCUCUUCUGCAUUGCUUUCUCUCUUUGGGGGUUCUUCGUUUGCAAUCCGCUACACACGGGAACUUCUUCAGCAUCGAUUGCUUGGCCGUCCAUCGGAGUCAGCUUCGUCAGGUGAUACUUGUGAUGUGGGUUAUGAUGCUUGCUGUAGAGAGACAAGUGAUGGAGGCCAUGGCUGGGUCUCGGAAGAGGAGCGGCUCUCUGAUUCUAAUAGCGAUCAUCUUCAUCAGUAUUAAGUGGAUACCCUCAAAAGCACCUUGCCGACGGAGACUCUAUCAACUCUCAAUCAUAAAUUUAUCAA